GAAAUCUUGGAAGAGAUUUAUUCUGGUUGGAAUUAACCAAACAAGAGAUUGCCAAUAAUAUCAUGGGAUUAUCGUCUCAUGAAUAAUCAUUUUGCAAUCAAUAAUAGUUAAUAAUAUAUAGUGUCUCAAUAGUUGUAAAAAUAUAUAUCCUGCAUGUAAGUCACGCCGCACGAUGUAUUUUUUUUUUCAUUCAAAAAAUCUUCUUCUCUUCACAAGAGCAGAACGAGAAAAAUUUAUCACUUAAAAAUUAUCAAAUACUAUAUAGUUAACCAGAUUGUUGUAAGUCAUAUAUUAAGUAGUGGGAAAUAUGUCUGACGAAUUCGUUAUCAAGCCAGAGACAUUGGCUCCAUCCAAUGAUACUUCUGAAUGGCCAUUAUUGUUGAAGAACUACGACAAAUUGUUAGUUAGAAGUGGACAUUAUACUCCUAUUCCAACUGGUUCAUCACCAUUAAAGAGAGAUUUAAAAUCAUAUAUUCAAUCUGGUGUUAUCAACUUGGAUAAACCAUCUAAUCCAUCCUCCCAUGAAGUCGUUGCUUGGAUUAAAAGAAUCUUAAGAUCUGAAAAGACUGGUCAUUCUGGUACUUUAGAUCCUAAAGUUACUGGUUGUUUGAUUGUUUGUAUUGAUAGAGCUACUAGAUUAGUUAAAUCUCAACAAGGGGCUGGUAAAGAAUAUGUUUGCAUUGUUAGAUUACAUGAAGAAUUAAAAGAUGCCAAAGAUUUAGGUAGAUCUUUAGAAAAUUUAACUGGGGCUUUAUUUCAAAGACCUCCAUUAAUUUCUGCUGUUAAAAGACAAUUAAGAGUUCGUACUAUUUAUGAUUCUAAAUUAAUUGAAUUCGAUAACAAAAGAGGAUUAGGUGUUUUCUGGGCUUCUUGUGAAGCUGGUACUUAUAUGAGAACUUUAUGUGUUCAUUUAGGUAUGUUAUUAGGAGUUGGUGGUCAUAUGCAAGAAUUACGUCGUGUAAGAUCAGGAGCUUUAGGUGAAAAUGAUAAUUUAGUUACUUUACAUGAUGUUUUAGAUGCUCAAUAUGUUUAUGAUAAUACUAGAGAUGAAUCAUAUUUAAGAAAAAUCAUUCAACCAUUAGAAACUUUAUUACUUGGUUAUAAAAGAAUUGUUGUUAAAGAUUCUGCUGUUAAUUCAGUUUGUUAUGGAGCUAAAUUAAUGAUUCCAGGUUUAUUAAGAUAUGAAAAUGGUAUUGAAUUAUAUGAUGAAGUUGUUUUAAUGACUACUAAAGGUGAAGCCAUUGCUAUUGGUAUUGCUCAAAUGACAACUGUUGAUUUACAAACUUGUGAUCAUGGUAUUGUUGCUAAAGUUAAAAGAUGUAUUAUGGAAAGAGAUACUUAUCCAAGAAGAUGGGGUUUAGGUCCAGUUGCUCAAAAGAAGAAACAAUUAAAAGCUGAUGGUAAAUUAGAUAAAUUCGGUAGAGCUAAUGAAAAUACUCCAGAUAGUUGGAAAAAAGAAUAUAAAGAUCAUGACGGUGAACCAGCUCCAGCUAUUCCAGAAUCUAAAUUAGUUGCUCCAGAAGUUCAAUUACCAAAGAAAACUUUAAUUGAAGAAGUUGUUGCUGAAUCUAAACCAGAAGAAAAUGGUGAAGAAAAGAAAGAAAAGAAGGAAAAGAAGGAAAAGAAAGAUAAGAAGGAAAAGAAGGAAAAGAAAGAUAAAAAGAGAAAGGCUGAAGAUGGUGAAGAAAAGUCUGAAAAGAAGAAGAAAGUUAAGAAGUAAGUGCAUCUGUUAAUCUAAAUUAUUGAUUAAGAAUAUUUUUUUUACAAAUUCCCCAGUAUUAUCAUAAUAAUACAUUUCUGUACA
Molecule: messenger RNA, 1804 nt
Organism: Scheffersomyces coipomensis
Lineage: Eukaryota; Fungi; Ascomycota; Pichiomycetes; Serinales; Debaryomycetaceae
Product: pseudouridine synthase
Exons: 1
Coding region: 308-1720 (470 amino acids)
Biological process (GO): mRNA pseudouridine synthesis; rRNA pseudouridine synthesis; snRNA pseudouridine synthesis
Cellular component (GO): box H/ACA snoRNP complex
Molecular function (GO): pseudouridine synthase activity; RNA binding
Source: RefSeq, a predicted model, not a curated record